Messenger RNA from Porites lobata, 7780 nucleotides. NCBI's taxonomy places the organism in Eukaryota, Metazoa, Cnidaria, Anthozoa, Scleractinia, Poritidae. The record is from the annotation of a GenBank genome assembly.
CAUAUCGUGUUCUCUGUACAGUUGAUUUUCCGCAUUGCAUUGAAAUGCAUGCGUUGCUUGUCAAGGUAAGAACCGAAGUUAAUGCAUUUCUUUUUCAUGUGAAAUCUAAGCAUACUGUGUCUUCUUAUUGUGUGCAAGUAUCACAUCAGGUCCCCUGAGGCUAAACUUCAAAAUACUUCGAGACUUACAUGUACUUGUGUCGCAUACUUGAGUGCCUGUUCAGUGUUGUGCCUCGUUCUUUAAAGCGCUCUGAAAAGUAGUGGGGUAUGAAGCAACGAUCUAGUAGUCAAAGAAGGGGAAUUUUGUGACUCCUUGAUUCGAUUUGGUGUCUCGUGCAAGAGUUGACAAACGUCGGUAAGAGAUGGGGUGGCCGGGAGGCGAGGGCAUGAUCUAAGGCGCACGAGUAUAUGAGGGACCUUCUAUUCUCUAACGCUUCGCUCAGCCGAAUAGAAAAUAUUUCUGUUAUAAUUAUAAAGAGGCAAAACAACAGACUGAGAAAUGGAGGGAGCCGCCAGCAAUCGAGUUAAUUACACCAGUGAUAGUUACAGCAAAAACAAGGAAUAUAUGCAUGCUUAAAAUACAGAUACAGAGGACUAAGAAAGGCUAGAUCAAGGAAACAUCAUAAGUGCUAACAAAAUAUGCUGAACAAAAAAUUAACAAGCUAAAACAGAGUCAGAUCAUUUUAACAAAGCGAUGCGAAAAUACAAGAACAAAUUAAACGUAGGUAAAACCUAAAAAACUCUUACAUAAGAAAACAAAAAACGCAGCCACCAGUAAACUGGUUGGCGUCAACUGGUGUGAAAUUCACAAGGAGUGGUUUAUAAAGGAUCUAAUGGUCCCAAUGGGAACUGAACUAAACGAUGUAAUCAACAACUAAAAGAAAUACAUUGUGUGGGAGCAAGGAACAGCCCAACCACAUUUGAUAUAUUAAAAUUCUAAUGUGACUCUAUCUAAGGCUUUCUGGCUCGUUUUCUGUAUUUGGUUUGGUUUUCUUUGUGCUCAAGUCUCCUCUGGGAAUUGUGAUACAAUAAAGUGGUGAAAAAUUUGCAAUUUUGACCCCAAAGCCUUGAAGUCUCUAGCCUGUACCACAGACAAAAAGUCUGUCUGCGAAACAGCGCUGAAAUCAUUGUCCUAGGCCUCCACCUCUGUACCAGGAUUCGAGUAUGAGCUAUGACUGGCCUGUUAUAAAUGCUAUCAUUGAUUUGCCAAUCAAGAUGAAAGGAAAUUCAAACUGCUCUUCCGGUAAUUUGUUGAGUCCGUUGGGGGCCAGAACGAGGAUGUCGGCGUUGCUUCGCAGACAUUACUAACUGAGAUUAAAUUAGGUCUGCGACACAGGCUGCUUUAAGUCAUGUUAGAAUUUUGGUAUAUCGAACAUGGACUAUUUGCAAAUCUGAGGUCAAAUCUGUCACAUAACAUCCAAUCAAAAUUUUUAAGUUCCUUUAGGGAAAAUCACACACGUAAUUUAAUGUAUGACUCAUUGAUUUAGACUUGAUGAAACAUGAGCUGCACGUUUAUCAACUUAAUUCUUAUGUUUAGAUUAUUUGAUCUAAAAAAUGUACUUAAGGUAAAAUUCCAUAUGUGUAAAGCCCAAAGCCUGCCAAAACACUAGGGUUUCCCUGUAGAACUUUCUGUAAAAUUCAGUCUGACUCCUGAUCUGCAAUCAAAAACUUUGUUAAAAAUUAAAUUCACAGGCAUAUUUUUGGAUGGUUAAUGCUCCUACUGAAGUUAGAUUUUGCACUUGCAGCUAGUAUUUAACUAUUUUUCUUGUGGUCAUGCAACUGUGUUACUUAUUAUUAUUUAUAGUUGCUUUGGAGUUGUUUUUUUUUUUCUUAAUUUUUUAAAAUUUAAUUUAAUUUGCCAGUUUGUGUGAAGCCAUUUCAACUUGCUGUCAUGCAAGCAACAAAGCGAAGGAGAGAUGAAGCUGAAGACUCAGAUGAAGAAGGUAAUUUCUAUGGUUAGAAAAUAAGCCCUCCCAGCCUAUACAUGAAGCUAAAAGUGAAAAUUUAAUCAUUCACUGUACGAAUACGUAAGAUUAUUGCAACCUUGGUCAUAAUUUCUGGGAUGUUGGACACUAGUGAAAACAUUCAUCUGGCUGAAUAAAUCCAUCCCUCCUCACAAAGUUUGGAAGAGCCCACUCAUUUUUAAGCAAGUGAGUGUUUAGUCCUUUAAAAAAAAAUUUUACAUGCAGCGCUGUAGCUAGUAUGAGGCCAACCGAGGCACUCGCCUCGGUAAAAUUUUGACGAAUUUCGCCGAUCAUUUUUAUUUUACAUAAGCGAUCAUCAGAUAUUUUUAACGCAUCAUGAUAUUACAAAGAAUUCAGCAAUUCAGUCAAUAUACUAUGAAAAAAUUACCAUAUCAUCGAUCUCAAGGGGCUACGUACGUUAACUCAAAUUUUUUUUGAACAAAUACUGAUCAAAACCAUUGGCGAGGUUAACGGUCACCCAGAUUAUGUAGCUUGUUUCUGAUUAUUGCUUUUUAAAUUCCACUUAAAUUAACUCGAAAAAAAAGUUACCGAAAGGCCCAGAAAACGCUGCAAAUCGCAUUUCCGAGAGACUAAAGUUCAAAAUUUCUCGGGGGGGGGGGGCAUGCCCCCGAACCCCCCUAGCAACUCCCGCCUGCCUCAAUUGGCCGUUUGGUCUGGCUAUGGCACUGACAUGUGGACCAACCUUAAGAGAACCUUUUGUUAGGGGCUAUUUACAUGAAGGCAGAAAGAUUUUAGAACCAGACAGAUCUUAGAAGGGUGAACAACUUGUCAUUUGGUUAAUACAUGCAAGGUUGUGGUCAAAUUAACUGUUAACUGCCUUUCAACAGAGACUCUCUUUGGCUAAAUCUGGCUGGAUUUCUUUUUCUUAAUUUACUGCAAGGCUGGAAAACGUAAAGCCCAUCUUCCUCCAAGAAGCUGGGACUAUUGUAAUUUCUGUGCAAGAUUAAGCAUGCAUUUGUCGUAGCAAAAUUACCUUAUAACCAUAAUAAAGAUGAAAUGUUAUGAAUUUAUGUGAGUUUCUGACAUUUUAUUUGAAUGUUUACGUUAUAGUAAUAACGACAGAUUCGUGUUUGUAUUUCCCACAAACGAUUAAAAAUAUUCAUUACUAUUAGAACUCAAUUUACACAUAAAGCAAUUAUGAAUGGACAGAAAUAGCAAAGAAAUUAAUCUGGUUAAACUCAAUUCAAGAAUUUCUGUAGACGUUUAACUCUGCUUGAGGCUGCCAAACCAACCUUACGUGCCACAGUGCACGUGUAAUUUAGUAGUCACUACCUUGAAGAAUGAUUUUGUUCUGCAAGUGCAUUGUUGUUUAUGUAUUGUUAUUCGCUCCGUUGUCACUUGUUGCGAUGUUCCGUUACAUGCAUUUUCCACACAUAACGCACAGCAAACAUAUUGGCAAUAGAAAACAAACGUGUUGAAAACACAAGGUACACUGAGUGAUACAAACUAUUAAAUAAUUUAAAUUUUCUCUUUGGAAAAUAAUAAUUAUUUUCCAAAGAGAAAAUUUAAAUUCAUAGCACAUGAGGUUAAAAGUUUAUGCUUCGCACCAUAGGUACCUGUCAUUGCCCUUUUCUUCCUACAGACUCUUGAUUGCCAGUAAGCUCAUGUCCUCCCGGAGGACUAUUUUUUCUCUCUUGCAAUGAUGUAACUUCUCUCAAUGUUCAUUUAGUUAUGCAGACUCAAUCAUCAUCAAGAAAGUGAAAAAAUUUUAACAAGGAAAUCCAGUUUUGUAUAGAAUAAAAUAAUUGCCUCCUCCCUUCUUAUCUAUCUCAGACCAAGCAAGCGAGACUUUGAUGCUUUUAGAGCGUUCUUGGUUCGUUAGAGUUGUUAACAUCAUGUGAAUCGGGCUUUUUUUUCUAAGUCCAUGGUUUACGCAAGCAUGGAUGAAUCAUAGCUAAGUUUACUUCCAUGUAUACAUACUGCUAAGACAGAACAGUUGGCUUUGGUCUGUCUCAAAAUGGUUUAGGAUUUUUCCCUUUGUCCGUAAGUUCAAGAACAUUUAAACUUCUAAAGUUCUUGAAUCUCCCAAAAAAAGUAGGUGGAGGGGUUGGAGGGAGAGAGAGAAAAGAAAAAGAAUAUGCGGCAUGUGUGAACACGUGGUAUUUGUGUACUUUUCAUGUACAAAUUAUUGGAUCUCACUAUGCCUUAAAAGUGCCAAAAUUGCAAGAAACUAAUGAAAGCCAAUUUAAGAAAUUCCUUUGCUGAUUUUAUUCAUUUAAAUAUUUCAGAGGAAAGCUAUUAGGGAGUUCAAGCGAAGACUUUGUUUGAGUACCGCCUUUCAACUUUGACGUGAGGCGGUUAAUUUUUCUUUUAACAUGCCUAAUGAAGCUACCAAAUUAAAGUGUAUUGCUAAGUGUCUUUUCUACUAUUGAGACGGUUUGCCGCAAAGUAUUUUGGGCAUAACAACUGCCCAAGAUGCAAUAUGUUCACUUCCGUUCCCCAUCGUGUUGGAUGGGAAACAUUACUUAAGCAGAACAUGAGGUACUAACAAGACUGCACUGCCCUCUGCAAAAUUAAUCAACAAGUUAAAUAAGUGAGAACUAUGGAUUAAGCAAAUACUAUUAUUAAAAUCUUACUAAUUCUCUUAUCAUAAAAAACUAGUUGAUGUCAAUUUCAGAGGAUUAUUUUAAAUUAAUCACUGCAAUAGGAUCCAGAAACUUAUUAAUAUCCAUGACCACUACACCCCUACCAAACAAAGGAAAAUGUGAUUAUAAGUACUCAUUUUUUUCCCUUGUUUUCUUUUUUUUUCAGCUUGGAAUGUUUUUCCAUCUUUACAAAACUUACGAUGUGAUGCAGAACAGGUUAGCAAGAAAACCAACCUACCAUCUGAUCUGACAACGAUUGCUGCCAACAAAGGAUUUGUUGUUUCUGAUAACCAAGCAUCCGGGAACUGUUUAUUCUAUGCAUUAUCAGAACAAUUACGAAGUGUCAAAGGAAUUCGAAUCUCACACAAAGAGCUAAGAAAAACGUUGGUUCAGUUCCUCGAUGAGAACCCUAAUCUGGUAGGUUGAUGACUAGCCUAACUAACGGGCCUUCCGUGUCUUCCCAUAUGAUAAUCAUUUAAUAAUAAUAAUAUUAAAUUAUUCAAUAAUAAUCAUAAUCAAUUAUAAUCAUUUCCCUUAACUCAGUUUGACGAUUCUUUGCUAAACUAUAUUGGAUAAAAACAAGGAUUGAACAUAACAAAAAUGAACUGUAGUAUUAUGGGAUCAAGACUAGGCUCUCUUGAUCUUCUUUGAAAGCACUCACCUCUUCAUAUUUAGUCUGAAAUACUUAAGCUUUGGAAGCGAAACUUGGAGGGUAAUAACAACCAAAAACAACCAUUUUAGGUCACUUGUCUUGGUGUCAUCACACAAAUUAUACAUCAUGACUUGAAAUAGUUGCCCUCUGUCACCAUCUAAGGUUACAGGUGACCUUAACAGUUAGCAGUAUCAUUUCCGUCCUAAAACCACUUCCAGAAUUUGGAGAGAAUCAAAAUAAUUCAUUAACAGGGCUGCCUCAAGGUGGGCCCAGUUUAUAAAAUACCUUUCAUUUUCUCCCCAGGGGGUAUUUCUGGGAAGUUGUAGUGGGGGUGUGCUGUUCAACUCUCCAAAUCUUGGCACUAUUUCAGAGCAAUAGUUGUAAGGGAAUACCCCCCAGGGAUUUUCUACGUCGAAAAAUGUAGACUAUAAAUUAUUAACUUAGUAAUAGCAAAGUACAUUAAGUGAAGGCAGCCACAUCCUCGGAGACCCAGGGGCAGCUAGUCAGGACAAUAGAAUAUCCGUGGUGAAAGUUUACUAUAAGAUCGAGAGGAGCCCCCUGGGCACUUACUCUUACUGAACCAGUUCCAGAAGCAUUUGAACUGCCUGCUUCUGAUUGGCAAGGGAAAAAAAAUUCUGGCCAAUCAGCGAAGGGGAGCAGCCGGUGACUGGUGUUUUCUUACAUGACAUAGGUUUCCUCAUUGAUCACCAUUGUUGUGUAGUUCGUUUAACUGGGGAAGUUUCUGGAGGAAAGUUCCAGAAAAAAACUGUUAACAAAGACGGAAAAGUUUGCAAAGGUGGUGGUGCCGGAAAUGUCUGCAAAGGUGUGGAAAGUGGAAGUCAUGCAUCACGUAUCAGCAAUAAAAAUUUAAGAUACCUUCGACAGAUCCACUUAAAAAUUCAUCGGAGAUUGUUGUUUCUUGUAGCCAUUCUAAAGCUUGCAUUUUUUCCGGCUUCUUAAACAUUUUGUUGUGAAGCUAAUUCCUCAAUAAACUUUCCCCUUUGAGCACCGUGCACAACUAUGGCGAUCCAUGAGGAAACCUACAUCAUGUAAGAAAACACCAGAGAAACAAAAUGAACUAUGAGGUAUAUAUAUUCACUUGGACAGUUUGAAAGGCUUCAGACAAAAACAAAACUUGAAUUUUAAUUUGCUUUGUUAGUUUUAAGAACGAGAAUUGAGAAAUGUACAGCUGAUUCAUGUUAUACUGUCAUGCCAUAUUUUGGGGGGCAGAGGGAUUGAGGGAGGGGUGCUAAUCUGUUCCUACUUAGAGUGGCUAACUUGUUUAUUUUUGUUGUUAAUGGUGGAAUUUAAAAGUUACUAUACGGCCCGACAAAAAGUGGUACUCAUUUUUCUUGUUACGAAAGUCUUCCAAAAGGUUACAGUGUUCAAAUGAAUUUAUGUUUCAUUCGCACAUGAGAUUCCAUGUCACGCAAUGGUCAGGGACAAGGUUUUAUGGUAGCCUGAUUGUGUGCAACCGCAACCGCCCCCUCCCCUUAAAAAAGGUCACUCCUUGGCAGCCCAGUGAAAAUCACCUUUUGGCAUUAUUCUAGUUUUAUUUGAAAUUCGUCUCCCAGCAAACCCUCCCAGCAAAUCCUAAUGAGCCAAAAGGCCUCUGGAGAUAACACCCUCCUCGAUCUGCUUAAUUCUUCAUAUCCCACGAAAGCCAAAUUCAUUAAUUGCUUUAUUAUUCAUUCAAAAUAAUUUCUAGUGUCAAAAAAUAGCUAAAACAUGCUUACCUGCAUCCAUGUUAAGUUCAUCUUCGAUAGUGUACGUUUAGGUUUGUCCAGCUCCGCAAAUUAAUAUUCUCCAAAUAGCAGAUGUCACCCUCCGAGUUGUCUUCUUGCUGUUUUUGCCACGUUUUUAGCUAUUUUUUCGUCUAGUUCCAGCUGUAUAAGUUCUUACUCUUGAAAUGAGUGAAAUGUCAGCCUUUUUUUUUCACAACCAAAACAACUCAACCUCAUCCCAAGGUCUUCUCAGUUAACGGUGCUUUAACCUGUAGCGGACUGCAUUUUUGACAUCAUUUCCUAGUUAGACACAAAAUUCUUCCAAAUUUGGUUAUCAGUAACUGGUUAUGGUGAAUUAUGUGUGUGGCUUUAGCCAAUCAGAAUUGGGAAAAUAUUUUGAGUGAAUAAUAAGUGGUUUUAAAGGCUACCCUAGCCAAUCACUCACUUUUAAAUAAACUUUAAAUAAACUUUCUAGCAGAUUAAAAUCACUCCACGUCUAUGCUGCCUAGUCAGAAAAAAAGGAAAUUCACUUUUUGUCUUGCUUCAUUGUUUUGUUUUUUAGCAUGAAGGAACAUCUCUGUUUAACUUUGUCUCUGGAUACCCAUCUUGGCGUGAAUACUUACAAAGCAUGGCGAAAGACGGUACUUGGGGUGAUCAUGUGGUUUUGUUUGCUGCAGCAAAUCACUUUCAAACUUCCAUCUGUAUUAUCAGCAGUCUCGACCGUGAGAUAGUUGUUCAGCCAGAUCAUGCACUUGCUGAUACCAACCCCCUUGUGUUGGGACACAUUCACGAGUUACACUAUGUCAGCCUUCAGCCCAGACAAGGUAAAACAUUC